Molecule: messenger RNA, 1393 nt
Organism: Arabidopsis lyrata subsp. lyrata
Lineage: Eukaryota; Viridiplantae; Streptophyta; Magnoliopsida; Brassicales; Brassicaceae
Product: NEP1-interacting protein 2
Exons: 5
Coding region: 326-1045 (239 amino acids)
Source: RefSeq, a predicted model, not a curated record
AAGUUCUUUGCUUUGCCCCGUGAGCUCAUCUCUCUUCUAUCUCUGACUCGUGCUUUUUCUGAAAACGAAAAGUUUGAAACUUUGGUUUCUCUUCGUCACUGAUUGAGACACAUAAAAGCCCUAAAAGAUAAUCCUUCUUCACCUACAACAAAUUCUAGCCAUGAAAGCAAACUCACCCAAAGCUUUAAAUGCAAAGUAGCGAAACAUCCCAUCUCCUCUCUCUUAAGCACUAAGCAAAAACCCCAUCUUUCUCUCCUUCUAUAUAAUCCCUCUCUUCAAGAACUCUGCUUUCAUCAGAAAUCGUUUCUGGGUUCUUAAGAAAAACAUGGCCUCAUCAUCAUCUUAUAGAUUCCAAUCUGGGUUUUGUCCUCUUUCGUCAAGUCCUUCUCUUGGGAAUUUCGUCGAACGAAUUAAAGACGCUUGUCAUUUCCUCGUUUCUGCUGUUCUUGGUACCAUUAUCUCGGCGAUCUUGACCUUCUUCUUCGCACUAGUGGGCACAUUGCUUGGGGCACUUACAGGAGCUUUGAUAGGUCAAGAAACUGAGAGUGGUUUCAUUAGAGGAGCAGCAAUUGGAGCCAUUUCUGGAGCUGUUUUUUCUAUUGAGGUCUUUGAAUCAUCGCUUGAUCUCUGGAAAUCCGAUGAGUCGGGUUUCGGAUGUUUUCUCUACUUGAUUGAUGUCAUUGUUAGUCUUCUAAGCGGGAGACUUGUACGAGAACGCAUUGGUCCUGCAAUGCUAAGUGCGGUGCAAAGUCAAAUGGGAGCUGUAGAUGCAGCCUUUGAUGAUCACACAAGCCUCUUUGAUACAGGAGGCUCAAAAGGAUUAACAGGAGAACUUGUUGAGAAAAUCCCAAAGAUGACAAUCACUGGCAACAAUAACACCGAUGCUUCUGAAAACAGAGACCCCUGUUCUGUUUGUCUUCAGGAUUUCCAGCUUGGUGAAACAGUUCGAAGCUUGCCUCAUUGUCAUCACAUGUUUCACUUACCUUGCAUAGACAAUUGGCUCCUCAGACACGGUUCUUGCCCGAUGUGCAGACGUGACCUUUAAUCUCUCUCUCCAUUGUCCGUCUCUCAUAAUGUAGGCAAACGGCGCAGUUCAGAUGUUUUGACAGCUCUUACCUCAAGAAUCUGAUCUACUCUUCUUCCUCCUCGACUUUCAUGUAAAUUACAGUUCUUUUGGCUGUUUACGAUUACUAUACCUCUCUUUCUCUUUCAGAGUCUUUGUAUGACUCCUAGUUCUCUAAUGUUAUUAUCUUAGUCAGAGCCCAUGUACAAAGAAACACAAAAAAAAAAUAAAAAAAAAUAGAGUUUUUGUUUACUUAAUUCUUUAUUGUGGCUAAUGUUGUGUGACUUGUGUUCCAUUGAGCCAGAAACUAGUUGGUCGGCUUUUUCUUAA